GUUUCUUCUCCAUUUCCAUAUUGGCCCUGUUGAUGCGACGAGCCGCGCGCUUUUAGUGUCUAUCUGUAUUGUGUUGGUUUAUCUAAACGUUGCCUGGUAAUCGAAGUUGGAGACCGAAGGCGCUUUUGGCUGCUGGACCCCAGCCACGACGAACCUGAAUCCCCCGCUCGAGGUCUUCCUCAUCUCAUCUUUUUUCGCUCGCCCUUCCCUCGGCUUCCCCGCGAGCCAUCUGGACCGACCCAUUGGUCCACGCCAAACCCAAAGCUUAAUUCAAUUGUCAUUGUCAACCGUGCAUACGAGCUGUCUCCGUUGCAGCUCACUGCCACUGCCUUUUUACUAUAAUUCUUCCUUUAUUAUUAAUAUUUCUCCGAACGAGGCCGUAGUUGUUUGUCCUACCAGCCGAGUCUUGGACCUAGAUCAUUGCCCUGAGAGCCGUGAACGCGUGCGGGUGUGUGUGCAUUGUCAACGCUGCUAUUGUCGCCGCUGUCGCUGUCACCACCAACAUGUCGGAUCAUCCGUGGCCAGAAUCGAUGCGGAAGCGGGGGCGGGAUGACGAGGAAGGGGAGCUUGAUGGCGUCGCAAACGGUCCGCUCGGCUUCACUGAACAUCGCAAUAAACGGCUGCAGUCUCUGCCGCUACGAGCAUCGCCUACGCAAAAACCUCGGUCUGGCCCUUUAAACUUCUUGCCGAAUGCAACCAUGACGCCCUCAAACUCGGAUUCCGAUCCAGAAGAUGCGCAGGCUUAUCAAUCGAUGGCAUCGCCUUCUAUGGACGUUGACCAGGACGCCGAUAUGGCCGUGGAUAAUGUUGGACCGUCCGAUAUGCUUCAAAGUCAACCCGAUGCGAUGGCGCCGAAUGUUGCCGGACGAAUGCCCACGCCGAUACACUGUACAUUUGCAGCUCAGGUUCGAGGCAAUGGCUGGGGUGCUGCGCCAUCCUCAAACGAGGGCGAUAACGCUACCAUGUUACAUAAUAGCAACGUCAUUCCGUCGGCUCAAUCAUAUACCCAGCACGAUCCUACUGUGCCCCGGUCGCUUGAUGGAACCAUCGAGUGGUCUAUGGUCCAGAACCGCCGCUUGCCAUCGCCUAUUAGCGAAAAUGGCGGUGAGGAUACGCCAACGAGUCCUGGUAUGGUGCUGGACAACUGCUCACCGGCUAUGGCUCAACUCCAGCGCCCGCACCUACCCCACAUGGCACACUCGACCAGUCCACAUACGAUACCACUUCACCCCAACAUCCGAAUGUCGCCUCAGCCCGUUGCCGACGCCGACGCCGCCAUGUUGGAUACCGAUGGUGGCUCGCCCUCGUCGGCCCCGGCCACGCCGUCACCGCGCGGAAAGUAUGGCCAUAGUCGUAGCAAGCACACCCUCAACAAUUGGACUCUUCAACCAGGCAUGAAGAAAAGCUUCAGUAUAGGAUACCGAGCCGAUUGCGAGAAAUGUCGUAUGAAGAUCCCGGGACAUUUCAACCACAUCAUCAUUUCGUAGGAUAAAUGCGACGCCACUGGACAGAAUACUAGGUGCCACGAAUUGCCCAGCACAGAGACUGGAUCUAGAGCCUGUGUUUCCCGCUUUGCAGGCAGUGAGCCAGAUAUCCAUGUAAUGGAGUCAUAGGAUGAUGUCUUGGCACCCGCGUCCAGUGUUAGCAAAUCACUGAAACAUCAGACUC
Molecule: messenger RNA, 1668 nt
Organism: Xylaria bambusicola
Lineage: Eukaryota; Fungi; Ascomycota; Sordariomycetes; Xylariales; Xylariaceae
Exons: 2
Coding region: 504-1487 (327 amino acids)
Source: RefSeq, a predicted model, not a curated record